This is a messenger RNA of Mytilus californianus (California mussel), 2768 nucleotides long. Its product is annotated as GPI ethanolamine phosphate transferase 3-like. The transcript has 5 exons. Gene Ontology annotation, cellular component: endoplasmic reticulum membrane. Gene Ontology annotation, biological process: GPI anchor biosynthetic process. Gene Ontology annotation, molecular function: mannose-ethanolamine phosphotransferase activity. Bases 42 to 2768 code for a protein of 908 amino acids. NCBI's taxonomy places the organism in Eukaryota, Metazoa, Mollusca, Bivalvia, Mytilida, Mytilidae. The record is from RefSeq and is a predicted model, not a curated record.
CCGUAACACCGGCGAAAUGUGAAGAAAAUUUUCAGGAAAAAAUGGGACAAAACUUUAAAUGCUUUUUCCUUUUAUGCUUUCUUAUCUUACUUUACGUUUGUGGGUUGCUUAUAUUUGCAAAAGGAUUUCUUUUGAAAAGAGUAGUUGUAGAAAGAAACAGUAGCUGUAAAGUUGACUUUGCCAUGCAAAGUGACAUGCACGGAGAAAAGGGUUGUUGGAUGCAUGUCCGUUAUAAGAAAGCUAUUAUAAUCGUAAUAGAUGCACUAAGAUAUGAUUUCGCUUCAUUUGAUUCCACAGCAAAUGAUUCUAUUCCAUACAAAAAUAGAUUAAAUUUUAUUAAAAAUUCUCUGAUGAAACCAAACAAUGCAAAACUUUACAAAUUUAUCGCUGAUCCACCUACAACGACACUACAGAGAUUAAAAGGCUUGACUACGGGAAGUCUUCCUACAUUUGUUGAUGCUGGAUCUAAUUUUGCUAGCUCUGAAAUUACAGAGGAUAAUUUUAUAGAUCAGUUGAUUCGCCACAACAAAAGAAUAAAGUUUCUUGGUGACGACACUUGGAUAGGACUGUUCCCUAACAGAUUUUAUAAACAGAUUCCAUUUCCAUCAUUUAAUGUGAAAGAUUUACAUACCGUUGAUGAUGGUGUUUUGAAACAUCUUUACAAAGAACAGAAUAAGAAUGACUGGGAAGUGUUGGUUGCUCAUUUCCUUGGUGUUGAUCACUGUGGACAUAGAUAUGGUCCAAACCAUUCAGCUAUGAGAGACAAAUUGUCUCAAAUGAAUGAUAUGAUAAGGAAUGUGACAAGGUUGAUGAAAGAUGACACAAUAUUAUUUGUGAUGGGUGAUCAUGGAAUGACUAAAACAGGAGACCACGGAGGAGACAGUAAAGACGAAUUAGAAGCAGCAUUAUUUGUGUAUAGUCCAGCACAGAUAACCAGCCAACAUAAUCUAUGGAAAGAAAGGGACACAAUUUCCCAGAUAGAUUUUGUACCAACCAUCUCUCUGCUAUUAGGUAUACCAAUACCUUUCUCUAACCUGGGACAGGUGAUAGAGGAACUAUUUACACACUGCCCAUGGUGGCAAACUACCAGCGAUAUCAAGAAGGUUUAUCACAGCACCAAAGCUUUAAGAUUGAAUGCCAAACAAAUCAGUUACUACCUUACAUCUUACUAUGAAUACUCUUCAGACUUUCCAAUACAAACGUAUUAUGAACUACAGAAUCUUUUAGAUCAUGCAGAAAAAGACUUACAAGCUUUAGUUACCGCUAUGGUAAAAGAUGGAGCAACAAGGGACAUUACUGAAGAUUUGAAAAUUUUGAGAGGCCAUUACAUUGAAUACAUAUCAGAAGUUGGGAAAAUUUGUAAAGGAAUUUGGGCCAAAUUUGAUAUGAUGUCAAUUUCAAUAGGAAUAUUGACACUUAUUUUGGCGAUUUCAACUAAUAUAUAUUACAUACGAAUUUCAGAUAGUAGUGAGGUACCAAAUACUGUGGUCAUUUUAAUUCUAUAUUGUGUGGUUUAUUUGACUUAUGCAGUGUUUCAGACAUUUUUUGUGGGAGAAACAUUGUCAGCAUUCAUGGUAUAUAUUCUGGCUGUAGUUGGUAUUAUAAUGAUAUGGAUUUUAACCUAUAACUUUUCUGCACCUGAAGCAGUACCAGAAACAUGCCUUUCGUUAAACAUCAAUAACAUAUUUUCAUGGAUGAUAAUGUUACUAUAUUUUGUAUUAUUCUUUUCAAACAGUUUUGUAGUGCAUGAAGACUCAGUAACUUUGUUCUAUACUCAGACAUUAUCAUGGAUAUUUUGUUUUAAAAGUAUUCAGUCAUUUCUAGUCAAAUAUGAUACUUCACAAUUGGAUCAAAAAGCCAAAAGACACAAAACACAACAUAAAACUUAUGAUAUUAUGAGAACUUUGACUCAGCCAUCAAUAUUAGCAAUAUUUGUGACACUACUUUUAAAUGUGCUUGUCAGAUUUUCAUCAAAUUUUCGAGCAUGUCGUGAAGAACAAUGGACUUGUUCUUUGUCACUUUUCCUGUAUCCAUUAGCUAGCUUACCAGACGAGUUGACUAGCUACAGAAAUGUUAGAUACUUUUUUAGUGUAGGUUGUGUCAUUUUCUUUCUUCUAGCAAUUCGUAAAUAUGUAAAACAUUCUGGAAAUUUUCAAGGAAAUUCUGCAGGAAUAAUAUGUAUAAAAUACAUAUAUCCUGUAUGUGGUGUUGCAAUUGCUUUGCACUGGGCUUUGCAAGGACUACCUCAGCCAAUACUUGAUGCUUUACCAGUGUGGCAACAGAUAUUUUUGCCAAGGCUUGUGUAUAUACUUCUAUUUAUAUCAUUCAUAGCUACCACCAUUAAACCAUUAACGAUUCAUCUACUACCGAAACAGGAGAAAUUUUCUGUUCAGGCUGAUGGGACUGUUAUACCACAGGUUUACAACAAAAUCAAGCAAAACUUUAAGGAUGAGAAAGAGGCUGAGCAUCCACCAAUUGUGUUUGGUCUCGGCACAACAUACUCGUCAGCGCUGAUCAACUUUGUUGUGAUCUUCUACUUAUUACUUGUUCUGCUGUUGGGAGAUGGCACUUCACCUAGCCUAUUAUUUGCAUUUUUAUCAGUUUGGUUAUUUUUAGAAGUAUAUACAGCUUCAGUAACAUUUACAAAGAUGGUUUUCUCAGGAGAUGAAAGUUCAGGAUUUGGGUUGACAAAAGCAUGUAAAGUCAAUAACAUUUGGCCACCUGUAGUGUUUAUGUCAACUUUGUUCUCUUCAUAUUUUUAUUUGUAG